GCACUUCCACCAGAAGAAUUUAUCUGAACAUCUUGCAUGAGCAAAGGCAUCCAGACUUGUGACUACAGGCUGAUUGCAUAAUAUCCGGCAGAUUCAUUAUACCACCACAAGAAAAAAAAAAAAAAAAACCUUUAGGUAAAUCAAACCCCCAACCAGGAAACAGGAAGUCUAGAACUUGAUGACAGCAGGGGAGGAAGUCAGAGAGCAAUGGCAAUGCGGUUGCUUGUGUGAGGUGCUGCGAGGACCAGAGGAGAAACUGUGAGAUGAGCUCGUUACUGUUGGCAGGGUUGCUGGUGGUCUUUCUGGCUGGACGAUGCACAGUGUUAGCAGAUGUCACUGAGAAACCAGUACUUCAGGAAAACCCAGAUGUGAAUACAAAAACCCCAGAGGAAUCCCUGCCUACUGAAGAAUACCCAGAAGCAGAUGAUGAUGAUAAUGAGACAGACAGUACUGAUUCCCCAAACAAUGAGUCCUCAGGAGACGGGGAAGCAGGGAAUGCGACACGGCCAGACACACGUUUAAACCGAGCGUGCGACACAGAUCUUCAUGACGUCGAGAAGCCGGCCGAAUGCAAAGCCGGACUCGCACAUUCAGUCAUCAUCCCAAUAGUUCUAGUGACUCUGCUUAUAGUAGUUGUAGUCAUCGUUGUGAUUUUUCUCUGCCGAAGAAGGAAGAAAAAGACCAUUCCUUGUGAUGUAAAAGAAGAGGAAGCUUUGGCUGCUUGUGAUGCUGGAACACUGCCAAUACCCAUGUUUGAUGAUGACAUCCCCUCAGUUCUCGAGCUGGAGAUGGAGGAUCUGCAGAAACUGGAUGGGAAGACAGACAGUUUGGCAGCUGGAGAAACAGCUUCAGCUUCUGGGAUGGAAAGUUAAAUGUGACUCCAGCGAACAGCGAGGUUUUAAAUGAGACCCCAUUAUGCCUUCAUCAAUGAGUGUCCUCAGUACACAGUACACAAUCCACAAGCUGGCAUCUGAAGACCGACGACAAACGACGACUGAAGACCCACCUCUUCAGCCUGCACCUCUCCCCAUCCCUCCCUUCCCCCCUGUAAAUGACUAAACUUAGGGUUGUAACUAGGCAGCUGUUUCAUAGGUGACUUAGGCGCAUCAACUGUCUUAACGACUACUUGUAUUUUUAUUUUUAUUUUUAUUUUUCCAUAGAUUGCGUUGCUGCCAUUCUCGUUGUUAGUGUUAAUCAGAUUUAGAUUUAGAUCUUCUGGUUUAUAAAAUAUCUCAUACUUAUAAAAAUAUAUUCCCAAUAUUAUAAAAUUUGCUUUAAAAUCAUGUUUAGUUAUCAAUUGUGGCAUAAACAGUGUUUAAAUGGGGGGGGGGGGGAUCUGAUAGUAAUUGUGUAUCUGCCUUUAAAUUCUGUUUGAAUCAGUAGAAUGUAAUAUUUAUGCUCAUCAUCAAAUUUUGCUUUUAUUUUUAAUAAAGUAUAUUUUCGUAUAAUCUGUCCCCCAGAAGUCUGUAUAUUAAACUGAGAAGAGGGCAGCGGCUAGCUCUGUAACCGA
Anguilla anguilla (European eel) is the source of this 1510-nucleotide messenger RNA. RefSeq names its product transmembrane protein 154-like. Lineage: Eukaryota; Metazoa; Chordata; Actinopteri; Anguilliformes; Anguillidae. The coding region runs from base 264 to 872 and encodes 202 amino acids. The transcript is spliced from 10 exons. The record is from RefSeq and is a predicted model, not a curated record.